Messenger RNA from Stylonychia lemnae, 14025 nucleotides. NCBI's taxonomy places the organism in Eukaryota, Ciliophora, Spirotrichea, Sporadotrichida, Oxytrichidae. The record is from the annotation of a GenBank genome assembly.
AUGCCAGCAGAGGUGUUUGUGACUUUCGCGAAAGAUUAAGUAGAACCGCCUCUUGAGUUUCCACUCGUGGAGAUUCACACAUUCAAUUAAUACUUUACCUUCUAAAUUGAGCAGCCAAAGUCUAUUUAUCGCUAGCAAAGUUCCAUAGAAACUAGCUUCACCUUGCCAAAAUCAUCUGGAGAAGGAUUCAUCUUUAGAUUGAAAGCAGAAUUAAGUUCAGCGUUCAGUGACGAGGUAUAAUAGGGUAUGCGUGUCUCAUUAGUAAACAAAGGGUCUGAGAAAGGUAUACUUGCCGAUGCUUCAUCCUUGGAUUAUAACUAAGGCUCUAUCAACAUAGAAUAUGUAGAACUGCAGGAGGGUGUUGAAUACACAGUAAGAUAUGACCUCUACGAUAAAGAAUUAAUUAGCAGCGGUGAUGUUGGUGAAAGAUCUUAAUCUAAAUCUACAGUCAUGUGCUAGCUUCCAUUUGUAACCCAAGAGCUACUUGUCAUUGAUAAGAAACUUGCCAAGUCUAGAAUACAACAGCACAACAGAAACCCAGACAGAGAAGCAUUCGAACUUAGUGCUGAUAUCAAGUGCUAGCUUGAUCAUCUUAAUAAUACAAUGGACUCUGAAUAUGGAGAAGAUAAUCUUUACUGUGAGCCAUAUACCUACAAUUAUAAAUCAGGCUCUAUUCCAUACAACUCAGACUAUCGCAUUUUUAAGGAGCAUAAAUUCAAUGUGAGAGGUGCUUAGAACAAGCUAAUCACUUAUUGGUAUGAAAUGACUGUAGGUAUCAAUUUUAUGGUCUCAUCUUCAGUCAAAGUCUUACUCGUUAGGGAGGACAAAAAGUUUGAAAUUGGAAAUCAACUAGAGUGCUUAUUUGACAAAAGUUGUGUGUUAGCCUCAAUGAGCUAAAAAAACAUGAUGAAGAUAGAUGUAAUUCUUACCACUGGUAAGUACAAAUUAGUGUUCCUAGAGGAUGAGUCAACUGGUAUGAGAAGAUUCCUGGACACAGAAGCUAAUCUGGAACUAAGACCCAUAUCUUUGAAGUUUAAUUCCUAUCCUGUACUCCAAAAUGAGGAAAGAGUGAACUGCCCCUACCUAUAUAUGGAGAGAGAUUUCAUUUAAGAGAGAUUUAUUACUGGAAAGGGAGGCAGAAGAUUCUAAAUGCAAGAUAAAAUCAUCAUGAACGUCUUUAACUUAACAUAACAGUUUGACAUUAAGCCAGAAAAAGACUCUCUUAUUAAGAUUAGAGUUAAGGAGGCAUAUGGUGUCAAUGCAGCAGUAGUACUGAAUUAAGGAGAGGACUGUAUUGUGUAGUCAGAGUAGGUUGGAACCACUGAGAUGCUAUUAGGUGAAGUUUAGAAGGGUAAACUUUACUAUAUCACCUUCUCCUUUGACAGUUCAGUUAUUCAGGUAUCAGAAUUCUUCCAAUGUCCUCAUUUCAACGUUGAAAUUUCUAUGAUCCCUACAGAUGAAGCAAAGAAAAUGGUCAAAGAAGGAGACUAGUCAGUUAGCGAUCUUGAAUCACAGGAAGCCUUAGCCAGCAUUUUUGCUAACACAAAAACCGCCAGCGUUGAUUCAGGCUAUGCGUUUGUUGAUCACCAAAAGAUUUUCCAGUUCAAAUCUCUUCAAGAUAUAUUAAACUUUGAGAUGAGUUCAGUUAGGUUCUAUGUUCUUGAAAAGACUUAAAUGUUUGUCGAGGUCUUCUAUGAGCCAUAUCUGUAUGACGUAGAUAUAAGUAUAGUUUCAAAUGAUGCAUUAAAUGUGAGAUCUCACCAAAAUCUAAAUGAACUGAAGACUGUUGAUUGGACUAAAUACAAGGGUGAUAAGAAGAUUUUCAUAGAAUUAGAACCUGGUUCCUAUGAUAUAAAGUUUGUUUAAAAACUACUUCCUCAUGCAUUUAGCAGUCUUAAGGAGUAUGCUAUUAAAACUUGCUAGUUCUAGUUGUUAAUGAUACUUAACUCAAAAGUAGAUAGACAGUAAAUCUUGCCCCCAAGUUUGAAUUACCUUGGUCUUAUUGGACCCAAAGGGUCUGAUUUUGGUGAAGUUGUAUAUCAUUGCUCAGGUUGCAUAAUUGAGAAUGAGAUGUUUAAAACUAUUGAGUUUUUAAUUGAUGAUGAUAACAAUGAUGUCAAUUUCAACGCAAUUAUGAGCAGUUCAAAUAACAAGCUAGAGUUGCUUUUUGAAUAUGUUGAAGAUGUAAAGACAGACCUUAAAAUUCAAGGGUCUUAUGGAUAGAUAUUUGAUAAUGAGGUUAAGAAGGGAAACAAGACAGGAAUAAGAGGCAGAAUUGCGAAGGGCAUUGCAGAGUAAAAUGAGCAGUCUCUGUCCGUUAGCAAACUAUAAAAUAAAAAGAAGUAUAGAAUUGUAUUGUAAAACAAUGCAGACAAUGAACUCAUAACAUUUGACCUGAGAAUUGAGCUCAUAGAAAAGCCUUAAAACCAGCAAGUUUUCAGUUCUUAGAAAAUUUUGCCUGCAAGCAUAGAUGAAAUCAAGAGAUUUAAGAAAAGAGGAGAAGGUCUCAAGGAAAGUGAUUUUUUGAUUGGAACUAAAUUCAUGCUGAAUUUCAUGGAUGAAAAUUCUCUGAAACCUUUUUUGAGAAAAUCUAAUAAGGUAUAUUAAAGCAAGUACUACGAAAACGGUGAACCUUUCCUUAUGAAUCUGAAAUUUGAAGUUAAUGAAGAGCAAGCCUAAAUAUAUGCUUAGGUAAUCGAUUACUCAGCAGUCGCUGGAUUAGGUAUUAGUAUUAUUAGAGCCGAUGACUUGAAUGAUGAUUGGGAAAUAGUAUCCACACCAGAGAAGUAUCAUAGUUAUAUUUCUCCAUAGUCUCUUACUCGAGGUAGCUAUUAUCUAGUUGUAACACCUAUGACUAAAUUUGAAAAAGGAGUAGAUGAUAUGAUCAGAUUCUCUAUUGACUUUGUGUAUGGAACCGAAAAAUCUGGCAUAAUGGUACAGAUGGUACUGAACACCCUAGAGCUGUGUGAUUUACCUUCCUUGCCAAGAGCUCUAAAAGGCCCUUAGUUUAUUCAUCCUCUCAGCGGCCAAUCUAUUAAUCAUGAAAUAAAAGUGAAGCUCUCAGAUUUGAUAAGUUAAGACUAGAUUAAGUUUGAAAUUAUCGAGUAAUCAUUGGUAAUUGUAUAUGCUGAAGUACCUAAAGAUCUAACCACUCUCUCUUUAAUGCUGAGCAAAGAUAAAGGAACAUUUAAGAGGAAAGUGAAAUCCUCAGAUAUUAACAAGGAUGCUGAUAACUUUUUGAAAGCAUCAGAGUUUAAACACAUCAACGUAGUGCAAAUCCGUGAAUUCUUGUCGCCAGGUGUAUAUACUAUUAAGAUUGGUGCAGAUGAGCCAAAUACAAUAGCAUAUCCAUCCUCAUGCGUCUCAGCUCUAGUUAAGUUUUCAGUAACACCAACCAAAAAUGCUAAAAGUAGUCUUAUGGACCAAUGUCAGGAUCUAAAUAAUGUUGGUAGUAAUUUGAAAUUCGGUUCGGUUGUCAGAAGUAACCUUACUUACAAUCUUGGCACUAGAGUAUUUGAUACAGCCUACAUUAAUCUCGAUGAACAGGGCGAAGGUCCCUUCAUGAUUUACAUACAGACUAACUACGAUCAGCAAGUGGAGGGAUAACUCGGCAUAGGAUUGUAUAAAUUUGACAAGGACUCGCGUUAAUUCUCAGAAGAAUAGCAAUACUUGGUCUAGGACUCUUAGUCUAAUCUAUUUGCAGUGGUUCCUCAAGGUGUAUAUGUCAUGGCAAUUCAAUCACUCUCCAAUCAUGCUGAUAAGUACAGAAAAGCUCUUGGUGUACUCUCAAUGAAGUAACGAGGAGGAAAUGACUUAAAGCUACUGCCUUCUCCAUGCCUAAACGUCACUUACACUUAUUAUAUCACUAGUGCUGCUAAUCAUGACAGUCAGACUCUAAAUAUGGGGUUUGAAGAGUUCAUUAUUAAUGCUUUUAUGGGCGGUGGUGAACUUGAAAAAAUGAUGAAGCAAAGCGAGGAUGAUAAAAUUCUAAGAUAAGAAAUGGAAGAUAUUCUCAAGCCAUAGUGUCAAUAUGAAGAAAUGCCCAAGAAAAUUCAAGGAGGAGAAACUAGAGUCGACAACACCUACAACUUGCAACUAGGCACCAAGUCAGUUCAAUUUGUUGACAUCCUUGCCGAAGAAGACUCCUACUUCAAGCUAUUCAUUAAUGUGCCGAACCCCAAAAAUAACUUAAACGCAUUCUUAUAUGGUCAAGACUCAAAAUUGUUAGGCUACACUAUUCCUAAUGCUGGCUAGAGACAAAUUUGGCUAUAUCUUUAAUCACAGCUUAAACCAUACAGACUCAAGAUUGUAUAAGAUUCUUUGGACUAGACAGACAAUUGUCCUUUUUAUGAAAUGAGAGUCUCUCUAAACCCAGUGAAAGCCAUGAUUGAAGAUGAUCUCAAAUGCACUAAAAAAGAGGCCCCACCCUCUGAGAUUAAAAUUGGUACAGAGAACUUUGACUUGGAUGGUGAAUACUAAUUGUCAAGUGAAUUCUUUAGCAAAUAUUCCAAAGGCACUAGUUCUAAAAAGAUGAUAAGCUAUGACAUUAAUGUGCAGAUCCCAGACAUCAAGCGCCAAUAUUACUUUGAUAUUGAAACUAGAUUUGACUUUGAAGUAGCUGAUGUCAAAAUAAUGCUUUUCGCUUAAAACUAGAAAAACAAGAAUGAUCUCAUAUUCCUUGGAGAAUCUGAAUGGAUAGACCAGAGAAUCGAAGAUGUAUCUAUUAUUACUGAGGAAAGUGGAUACAACAUGGUGUCCAGAUUAAGACUUAACAACGUGAAGGAUGACCUGAGUCUAGGCCAGGAACUGUCUGAGAACUACGUUAUGAGACUCAUCUUCUCAAACUAAAUUGCUGAAAUGUUCAGUGAAUUGACUACAAAUAAGGUAGUGGAUUCCUCAACUGUGCUUUGCAUUACCUUUGAUCUCUCAGUUAGAAUCACCUAGGUCAUCCAUGAUGAAGAUAAUUACACACCUGACACUGACCCAACUGAAAAUGAGUUAAUUAGAAUAGACUGGCAAGGAGGUAAACUGAAGGAUUAAAAAUUCGACUCCAGACAGAAACUCUCAGUAUUCUUGCAAUUCAAGGAGUCUAUGAAAGAAGAGUUCAAGACCCUCAAGUUCACUCCGUUUGUCUACCUUGUGUCAAUAGAUUAUCAGAAGAUGGACGAUACAAAGAUAUUCCCUCAGACCACAAGACUUUCCACUGUUGACAAGUCUUCUAUCAUUCUGACAUUCGGCCAUGGAGUUCUUUAGAAGGGCAAAUGCUACAGAAUGCUGUUUGAUACUCAAACACUAGGGGUCAGAUAUGAAGACAUAGCUAUGAAGGAUCAGAAUGUUAUAUGUACAAGCAGUUGCGCCUGCAACAACAAAGGUAUGCAAUCUUGCGAUGAAGCUAAUGGUAUCUGUCUUUGUCAUGAACCAUUUACCGGGCCAGAUUGCUCUUAGUGCAUGAAGGGCUACACAUAUGAUCCAACAACAAUGGAAUGCCACCAAAGCAUGAGAUGCAUUUAAAACAAUGGAACUAUUGAUUGCAACGCUCACGGUACCUGCUCUGAGGAUCCAAUCUCAGGACAAGCCUAGUGUAAAUGCUUCCUUGGGUUCGAGAACGAUGGCUUUGACUUUUGUGGAAGAUGCGCUGAUCCCAUGUUCUUAUACCCUAAUUGUGAGUCCAGAAACUGGAUAGUAGAGCCAAGUUCCUACAACUGCGACAACUUACCUACUAGAAUGCCACCUUAGCUCUAUAAUGACAAUUACUUCACACAAACAGUGCCUUUGUAAAACUCGGAUGGUCAAGGCAUAUGGACAGGUAUCUUCAAGUUAGAACCUCCUUCAGCCUUAGUUAACAAAUACACUAGCACUCAUUAGUUCAUAGUUCCACAGAAUUCAAUGUUGAGGCUUUUUAUUGACACUCAUAACUCUGGAGUGCAGGCCAAGUUCAGAGUUCUAGACUCAAAUAAGGUGUUACUAGCCUCAAGUGCUCCAGAUAAGUUCUAAAUUGAGUAUGAAGGCAAUCCAGAAACUGAUUUGCUCUACAUGCCUCUCGACGAGACUGAUAAGAGCAAGCCUUUCUACCUAGAAUUUGAGUUUGAGUUCGUGAAGGUUGAUCAGGCCACAGACAAGUGCCACAUGCUCGAAAUAUACAUGCUAAUAUAACCUAUCUAAAAUGUCCAAAACCUACUGGUCUGCAGCUCAGAAGACAUUGAAGCAUCUAGGUAAUCGAAGAAGUUGAGUUACAGACUUGACUAUGAAUCGCAGUUUAUUACUGAAAAAUUCAUUCUGGCAUCAAACAUGCUAGACACUAGAAACCAAAACAUCAAGCAGUCUACUGAUGAGUUCAUUACUAUCGUAUACGACCUGAGCGUUACUCGUGGUGGCAAUGCUCUCUCAGCCAUUGCUAGUUAUUCCUUUGAGGAGUUAGCUGUUGAAUUAAGUCUUACUGAUAAGAAAACUUCUAAUGUAAUUGCUAUUGAGACAUUCGGUUCAUUGGAAGAUAUUGACACAUAGAUAAAGGAUAUGACACCAACCAAUGACAUGGUAAGUUAUGUUGAGAUACCAAACUUGGAGGCAGGAGACUAUACCCUCUAGAUAAUGAUUCAAAAAGGACUGUUCCUAAAGAAGUCAGUCAACGACAUCGCUUGCAUAGGUUUUGACUUCACAUUGGAGUAUGUUGCCAGAAGCGGCAGUUCAGCCUCAGAUGAGAAUGCAGAGCUUGAAGUAGUAUCAGUUAUGCCUCUUAAGCAGUAGAUUAAAAGACUUCUUGAAAGAAGAAAAUUCAAGGUACAGGUUAAGUUCAACAGAGACGUUGACAUCAACAAUCUUGAGGCUUCUGAAACGGAACUGAGCAAAACCUUUUUCCUUCAGAAUCUGAGAAACUCGUCAGACAGGCUAGCUUCUCAGUCCUUGAUGCAAGCUGACAAAGACGGAUUCGUAAUGUACUUCGACUUCUCAGUUGUCUUUAAACGUAACAUCACCGAGGAGACCUGCUAUAGCCUGAUGAUAGAUAGCAGGCUAUUCAAGCUGCCUAACAUUGAGACUAAGUACUGCUUGGUUCCAUAUAAAGAAAGAGAAGUAAAAUGCAAUCCAAAUGCAAUGGCUAGACUAGAGGGUGGCAAAUGCCAAUGCUCAUACCCUUAUAAGGGAGCUGAGUGCGAAGAAUGUGAUUCUGGCUUUAUUGUUGAGUAAGACUUCUUGAAGCACUCUCUCUGUGUUAUUGAUUUGAAGCAGUGCUCACCUGCUAUUUGCAACAACCACGGAGACUGCAUACAGAUUGGAAAAGAGAAAAAACUGACUGACUACCAAUGCAGGUGUGAAGAAAAAUAUGACGGUAAAUACUGCAAUAAGUGCAAAGACACUAAUUACGCUUACCCUGAUUGCCAUACUAUGCUUGCUGAAGGCAUGAACUCACAAGAUUAAAGCAAUCAUCUUCAAAGGAGGAAAUACAGACAAGAUGGCUAUCAAAAAGAUAAAUAGGACUAUUCAUUCAGCGAGAUAGCUGAGGGCAUCCACAAAGAGCAAUGUCCUGUUUCAAACUAUCCCAGAAAUUUGAACAGAAUUGAGUUUUUAGGAGAGUUCGGUGGAGAUAUGCACUUAGCUGAUUUCUACUCAGUCAACCAUGACAAGGACAAUGUGAUUCAGCUUACCCCAAAGAAGCCAGGAGUACUUAAGGUGCUCAUUCAGCAGCCAGAACUUUAAGAGCUUACUUACAGCAAUGAAAACUUCGACAUUGAGAUAGGACUAUACGAUCCAGCAACAGACAAGUUCCUCGCUUCAACAAUGAAUCACAAACUUGAGUUCAGAGAGAAUAAGAACUACAGAAACGGAAAGUUAGAUUACUCCUGGUUGCAUUACCAGUUUGAAAGCCAGCAUAUCGGCAAGUUGUUCUAUGUCACUUUCAGAGCAGUGAACUUCAGCGUAUCCAUUGACUAGUAUUUAAGUGAAUGCGAAACAGUCUACAUUGAAUUGUAGUUCGCAGAGUAAGAGCAUAAAUGUUAGGACAGCUAAGUUGUGCCUCAAAUGGGCUCAUCUGCUGGCGUGAUCAAAGUUGAGUCAAACUCUCCAUACAAGUCUCCUCUAGAUAGGAAUACCUUCACCCUGAGAGACAAUUAUCAGACAUUCUUUUACUACUAAGACUACUAUCUUGGAGAUUACUAUGACAAAGUAGGAGUGGAGCAAGACUAUGAGAUCAAGAUCAGUAUUUAGCAGAAAUUUACUGAGUUGAACCUAGUUGAUUUCCUAGUAGAAAUCCUUGAUCAGGGAGUCAAUUACCAGGACAUUGAUAUGAGGAAGCACUAGGACAGCUACAUUAGAGAACCAACAUGCAAACUCUAAUGCCUCCUUAGUGGACAAAAGGCCUUUAAUGAAUUCCAUAAUGUAGUCCAAAUAUCUGCCAAGAGUCUAAUUAGAGUCUGGCUUCAUUAGUCUACUAAUGAUGGCAAAUGUGCCAACUUCUAACUUUUUGUAGAAGCAAAUAGAAUGAAUCUUAACUCUGAUGAAAUUAAGAGUUUGAAUGAUGUUAAAUGCCUAGAAUUGAAUUUGCCUUAAACCUUUAACAUCAGAAGAUAUCUUGGAGCAAAGGAAGAUGAUAACAGAUAAAACUAUGUUCAGAAGAACUUCCACUAUCUAGAGAGAUUCAGAGUUGAUAAUCUUAAAAAUAACUCAGCUCACACCAUUAACUUCGAACUAUUUGAAACCACCUUAGUUAGAAUGGUGUCAUCAGUGCACUAACACAUUGAGUAUGACUUAGUUUUGAGAUAGGUUAAAGAUGGAAACUCCAAAAAGCUUAUUGAUUCUAAAGCAAAAGACUAUGAAGACUCCAUAUUUGCCAUGCUUGAAAGAGGCUAAUAUCAAUUACAACUUUUGUUCCUAAGCAAUGAGAUUUACUUAUAGCAGCCAUGUCAAAGUGUUGAAAUGGAAAUCUCAAUGGUCUAGAUGAGAGAUGCUAAGAGCCAGGUCAAUCAAUUCAAAGAUCCAAGCAAGAACUUUAACCUAGAGGAGAUACUCUAGCAUCCAGAGAGAUAGCAGCAGGUGUUUAGAGACAAUGGCAUCAGUUUUUACAACAUUAAUGAUCAAAGUAUGGCCACUAACUAUCAAUCAUACGUUGAACUAUAUAAUCACAAGUUCUCUAUUCCAAAGAUGAAGGACCUGGGAGUAUUAAUUACUGUUAGAUCAGAUUUUGCACUGAACAAUGUGAACUUCGCUCUGACUAACGUGAACAACGACAGACUCCUGCGAAAUGUGAGACAUGAAAAUAUGGUGCAUUUAGUUGCAAGUGAUAUUCCAGGUGGAGACUAUGAACUUCUCAUCUAUGCUCACAACUGUUUGACAAAUGUGUAGGAUAGCUACGAGAGAGAUCAACUGAAAUUCUUAGAUGUUGGGUUCCAAAUAGAUUUGAACUUCAUCAGAAUCACUAAAGAGGAUGAUUUCAACCAGCAUACAAUCAUGGUCGAUACUAAAGAGUCAACAAUCAAGACUCAAAUUGAUACCAUUUAUACCCAUGAAUACAACUGUUACAGUAAGUAUGUAGUUUUAGACAACAAAAUUAUACCUUCCUUUGUAAACGGCAGAGUCGAUCAUGCUUAUGAAGCAAUGAUUGUUAAUCCCUAGAUUACUCAACAUCAGAUGACUUACAUACCUAUGAAAGAUCAGGAUGCAAUUAGAAUUAUAUUAGACAGGCCAAAUACAGUCAUCAAGCUCUUCAGAUCAGAUUAAAGUAUAGAGAGGGAUCAGCCCAUUACUCAGUCAUAUCCAGCAAAUCACGGAGAAUAGCAAGUGAUUCUGGGCACAAACCUAAAAGAAGGUCAGAGCUAUAUAUUCGUCAUUGAAUUUGCACAAGACUCCACUCAAGCUGGAGGAGACUUUGAAGAUUUGACUACUGAUGAUGAUGACUAUUGUGAACACUUUAGAAUCCAAAUUGAAUCUUUUAAGCAAAAUAGUUUGUGUGAGCAAGAGACCAGAGCCGAGACUAACUAUCCCCAGUUAAAUAUUGAUGAGAACUAUGAAGAUCACACUUAUAAAAUGAAUACUCAAUAGCAGCAUAUUUCAUUAGAGAUUAUCGUUACAAUGCCAUCUGCAGAUAUCAUAAUAUCGUUAGACUACUCUUACUUGUUCUACAUGCCUGAGGCAAGACUAUACAAGCAAAUGACUCAAGAAUUACAGAAGUUAAUUGGUGAUGUGAGAGCAGCCGAGAUUCAAACUGAAACCUAGGACAUGUCAGUGUAUAAAUUCUAUGACAUUCAGCAGGGUCAUUACUCUCUAAACAUCACUCUUCCUCAAAAGCCAAAGAACUGCAUGACUAGCUUCGGAGUGAAUGUGAUUUCCCAACUCAGCGGGUCUAAUAUAGCCAACUUCCAAACUUCUAACUAUGGUAUUGUGAGGACCUAUAUUUCAUAAGAGGAGAUAUAAGAUCUUAAUAGAUAUGUAGAGAGCCUUCCUAUCAGUCUAGACACAUAUAAGUAUCUAAAGGAUGAGGAAUAUAUGAUGGUCUCAGAAUACAUUAGAAUGAAUGAGGCUAAUAAUAUGAAUAAGAUCACAUUCAAGAUUAAGAAUCAGAAUUCAGACAAGACUUCUAUGCUCCGUGUCCACAUAGAAAACAGCGAGAUCUUAAUGACUCUUAGAAGCGUUAAUGUAAACACUGACUUAGAGAAGCUAAGAAGUUCGACUAUUAUCAAAGAACUGACUAAUGAUGACUAUGAAUUGAUAUUUGAGUUUUCGACUGAGCAAGCAAGGAAGAAGUCAACCGUGUUUAAAAACUCAUUCCACAUCACAAUUCAGAUCACUCCAGUUCAGUUCUUCCUGGAUAAAUAUAUUAGAUAUCAAGGUAGCGGACUCAUGAAUUGCGAUUCUUCUUUAAAUUUACCACUUUCACUCACUAGACAUCAAAACAAGAGAAUAUACGAAAAUGAGAUAGUCUACGAAUAUCCCUUACUGCGCUUAAGUGGUAAGUUACUGGCAACUUCACCCUCAAUUGACAGCUAUAAAUUCAGAGUAAACGAGACAUCCAGAUUCUAAUUUUCAUUUGGAAUGCAUUUAAUUGGAUAUUAAAUCAUAUUAAAACUCACAGAAAUGACUGAUAGCGGCAACUCAUGGAUUGGCAAGCAAGAAUUCAACCUGAAUACCAUUGAUACUACCGUGCCUCCAGGUGACUAUAGUCUAGAUAUUGAACAAAGUCAAGUUAUGGAUUGGAACAGCUAUUCUAAUUGGACUAAUCAAGGACUAUUAAAUAAUAUCUAAGUUUGUGGCAUUUUCAGUUUAUAAGGCAAAAUCACUCCUAUUAGUAACUUUGGGAAUAUUGGUGGCCUAAAUACAAUUAGUAAAUGUCCUAUUAAGAAUAAGUUACCUACUAAGAUCUACAAGAAUCCCAUAAAAGCUAAAGGUGGUCUUGAAGCAUCUAUAAAUGCUGAAGGUAAUUUCAUCCAAGCAUAUAGAGAUGUUUUAAUUAAGAAGAAUGCGAAUUCUCAUAAACAGCCCAGUUUCGAUAGAAUUGAAAUCGAGGCUGAGGAUGAUGCCAUUUUGACAGUUUUCUCUUAGCACAAAUCUCAGGGCACUAACAUUGUCAUUAAGCUAUUUGAUAGUUUUAAUUCCAAUAGCGAUAAGGGCAACUAGCCUCUUUACCACACUCAAUCUGUUGCUGCCUAUAAGCAUGAAGAAAGCUAAGUAUCUUACAAAAUUAUUAAGGACAGGUCCUAUUAUCUGUUUGUGUACUAUGAGGGUCAGUUGAGAUUUGAUUCCAAGACAAACCAAGAGAAAUGCGACUACUUCAACAUGCUAUUAAGCAUAUAAACAAUAACUAAGCUCAAACAGGAUCUCACAUGUUUGACUGAGAGAGAUGAUUAAAUGCAAAAUAUCAAGCAGCUUGACAAGGAUCUGCCAAAGACAAUUAAGGACAAUGAUCUCAAGAAUGGAGAAUUCAAGUUUGCAAGCUACACUGAACUUAAAUAUCCCUCUGGGUUCGAAGUGAUGAUGGCUAAAGAUCAAAAAGAUUUCAUUUCACUUACUGUGGACAUCAAGUUGAAUCAAGCGUUUGACAUUGAUGCUCAGAUGAGAUUUGAUUUUGCAAAUUCUCUAUUUGAUCUGAACGUAUUUGACAAUAUCAAGACAGAUGAUGUAGACUCUAAAUCUUUGCCAGAAGAUUAUGUACCAAUUACUGAAUAAGCACCUAUAAAAUUCAAUGACCUCGAUGCAACAAACGAUUACAUUAUUCGCAAAGUAAUUGGAAAAGGCUUAAGAGCAAAUAACCUUUACAAUUUUAUGCUAGCAGAUGAGGUUUCUUACUAUAUUUUCAAAGAAGUUUAUGAUGCAGUCAAAUAGCCUCUCUGUCUAUAUUAGAAUAUUGAAAUAUCAAUCAAAACUAAGGACAAAAAUAAAGUAGUGAUUUUCUCUGAAAAUACUCCUCUUAUUGUUGGAAUGAGACCACAGCCAGUGAAUUAUACCAAGAAAGGAAAUGCUACCUAGUCUCUACCUCAUUUGCUGCCGAAGGGCCUGAAUUUUGCAAAAGUAAGCCUUGACUUUUCCACUGCGCCUUUCCACAAGAGUUACUAGAUACCUAGGUUGAGAAAUAUGGCCUCAAAGAAAUAGCUGGCAGAGUUGUUUGGGUUAUAAAUUCUUCAGCCAAGGUCAAUGGACGUACUCAGAAUUAAGAAGCCAGCUACCAUUGUGGCAGAUUCUAAGAAUCCGUUGGCAGUAACUUUGCUCUUCGAUGUUACUGAAGAGGCUAUGGCUGAUCAGGCAGGAGUGCUGAUGCGCCUUUAUGUAGACUGGGAGAAUCUUGUCAACUCAGAAAAGAAGCAAAUCUAAAUGGCAGAAGGCUUAACAAUACCAAUGUUCGCAUUUGAGGGAAAGGAGAUUAUGAAUGACCAGAAGGGCAAGAGAGAACAUGUAGAUAACAUGAAAAUUUUUUAGGAUAGAAUAAUCAAAAUAAAAGAAUAGUAAAAGAACAUAACCUGCUUGUGCGUUCAUGGAAAAUGCCUUGACGGAGAAAAAUACUGCUACAAAUGUGACAAUGGCUGGGCAGGUAAACUAUGUGAUCUUAAAUCUGAUUCUUCAAAUAUUAAUCAAGACAAGGGAGAAGAUAAGAUAUCUUAUAAGAAAAGAAUUACUGAUGGUUCCAGAUUGACUCGAGAUAGAACUAGCUCAGAUUAUGACUAAAAUAUCAACAUUAUCUCGAAUGAUAGAGAUCGCUAGAGAAAAGGAGAUUUCCUCUAAAGUGACAUUAACAUCUUCUAAAACGAUGACUUAAUGAGAAAUCAGUUCAAAGAUUAAACUCAAUUGACGUAGGACAAUAAAAACAUAAAAACUGAUGACUCAAGUCUUCUCUAGAGUUUCGGCCAUCUACUCUGGCAAUUGAUUCUCUUUGUCCUUUCACUGACUAUUUUAGCAUUAAUUGCUUAUGGAAUCAAAAACAGAAAAGAUUUCGCAUAGUAUAUCCCAUUAACUUAAAGUGAAAACGAUGACGAUCAGUCUCAACCUGCAUUGGAAUUAAAAGAAUUUAGAUCAGAGGAUAGAAGAAAAUAACAAUAACAAAAUCAAAAAGAUGCUACUAAAUUGAAGACUAAAGAAUUCCCAAGAGAUAUUAGAGAUUAACUAAAUUAGUCCAAGCCAAAGUAAUAGACAUUGGAUCAACAGAAUAUCUAGGAAUAGGAAGAAUUUGAUGCAUAAACUAAGUUACUAACCACUGAACUAGAAUUAUUUGCUAGCGAGCAAGACUCGGCAUCGAUGCUCCGUGAAUAAGAUAGCAGUGGCUUGUAUUAGUAACAGUAUGAAGCUUCAGAGCAGCAAUACCAAGAGCAAGAGCAUUUUGGAUUGCUGGAUUAGCAAUAAUACGAUUAGAACAUUGAUUAGUAACCAGGGGCUUACCAUUAUGACGAAUAUAAUUACGGCAAUUUCUAAUACUAUCAUGAACCAUAAUCUUAGUAAGUUAAUGAAAUCGCUACAAGUCAUGAGAUUGAGAAUGUACUAAAGGAGAUGAAGGACUUAGAUGAAGACGACGAAGAGUAUGAUGAAGAUGCUGAAAUCAGGCGAUUCAUUUGA